This is a messenger RNA of Cuscuta campestris, 1690 nucleotides long. The record is from the annotation of a GenBank genome assembly. Lineage: Eukaryota; Viridiplantae; Streptophyta; Magnoliopsida; Solanales; Convolvulaceae.
CUACGGCGGCCGUUCACUGCUUGGCUGAUAACAAUGGAGGCUCUUUCUUUAUGCUUCUCUAUUCCCCGCCUUCCCCACACCACUGCAAAACCCUAAUCUCCAAGCUCUACUUCACCCUGCUUCGAUCAUCUCACCCGACCUGGAAUCUCACUGCUCAUUGCUCCAAAAUUCGCCCCAAACCCACGACUGCAAAAACCCUCACUUGCGAUCGCCGGCGCUAAUCUCUCAUCCUUCAGUCUCUUAGAUAUCCAUCCGAACCGCCAUUUCCUCUCUCUUUUGAUGGGGUUAUCUUUCCCCCUUUCGUGUCUUGCUUCUGAAUCCGAUGUGCCCACUGAAGGGAUUUCCAGUAAGAUCGACUUGGAGGCAAUUUUGGUCUCCAUUGACAAUUUCUUGAAUAGAUACCCCUUUUUCCUUUUCGGGGUUGGGUUCAUUUGGCUUGUGGUGAUCCCGCUCACUGAGGAGUACUUGCAGAAGUACAAGUUCAUAUCUGCCAUUAACGUAUUCAAGAAGCUCCGGAAUGACCCAAAUUGUCAGAUGUUGGAUAUUAGGGACAAGAGAGCUUUGGCAUAUUUGGAUUCGUCCAAUUUGAAAAUCUUGAAUAAGAAGGUGUUGCAGGUUCAUUUCGUUGAAGGAAAAGAAGAUAUUUUUGUCAAGGAAGUUUUGGAGAACUUUCGGGAGCCAGAAAGCACCACAGUUUGCAUUAUAGAUCAGUGAAAAAUGGUUUCAAAGAAGCCUAUGCAAUCCGUGGUGGGCUGAGAGGCAACAAAGGGUGGCAGGAGAUACAAGAAUCACUUCUCCCUUUAUCUGUUCGUGUCUAUCCCAACAAGAAAAACAAAGAACAGAGUGAGAGUGGUAUAGAUGCAAACCAGCCAGAGGAAGAUGACAUGGAUUCUGGCAUAAAAAGAAGUGAACAGAUUGGCAAUGGAUCUGCUACGAAACCCAGCCAACUCAUCCCACAAACACAAAGUGGCGUGUCUCCAUAUUCAAAUGUAUGAACUCUCUUCAUGUCUCGAUAAACAAAAAGGAAGGGAAAAUAACAUUUUACUCCUUCCCAUUUUUCCUUUUGUCGGGCAUCCCAAAACAAUCUUCUCAUUCCAUUUAAAGAGACAUGUGGUUCAUAUUCUUUCUCUCAUGUGCACAAACAUUGAACACACAAUUUCACCUCUCCAUAUCCAAAUGCAUGAACUCUCUCUUCUCUCAAUACACAAAAAGAAUAAAACCCCAUUAUUUGCACACACACGCACACCAUAAAAUAUGAAAACCGGACGGUAAUUUUUUAUUAAACCGUCAACCAUAUCUUGGAUAUAUGGAAAAAAUAUACUGGAGUUUAUGCUAGUAAACCAGAUAAAGUGCCAUCUAGAAGUGAAAGGCCAGUUAUUUUAUCUUUUGGAAACAGCUUCUCCAUUGCCGAGUAGGGCCGUAGGGGUAAGGUUUGAUUACACAUCCCUCCCAAGAUCAUACUUUUUGUGGGUAUCAUGAUUUGGCUAUGUUAUUGUGAAUUUCAGGACCCAGCUUUGAAGCCACCAUCCCUUUGAAUCCAUCAAAGUGUUCAAGUCGAUGAAUGAACAUGGAUGGUGUGAUGGGCUAUGACCAAAAGUGUUAAUUUUUUUCUAUCAGGGUGGGAAUUCAGAGAUAGAAAGCUGGUGGGUCUGUUCUUGUGAAUGUUGCAGACUAAAUUUAUGCUCUGUGU